Molecule: messenger RNA, 312 nt
Organism: Cavenderia fasciculata
Lineage: Eukaryota; Evosea; Eumycetozoa; Acytosteliales; Cavenderiaceae
Exons: 1
Coding region: 1-312 (103 amino acids)
Source: RefSeq, a predicted model, not a curated record
AUGUCAAAACAACCAAAACAACAAAGACAAAUUGGAUCAACAGUUCCACAAACAGACGCAAAGAAAGAAUAUAACGAUACGAUUAAAGAAUGUAAAAGAAUUCAAGAACAAGAUUUAAAAUCACUCGAUUGUAUAUUGGUAGAUAUAGUAGAGAUCAAUAGACUGGGACGAGAAACCCUUGAAAAGAUGGCACAACAAAACCACCAAUUACACAGAGUAUCCACUAAAAUAGAACAAGCAGAAGAUAAUGUAGACAAAGCCGAUAAAUUAAUUACCAGGCUAUCUAGAAGAUUAAGAUCAAUACUAAAAUAA